This is a messenger RNA of Danio rerio (zebrafish), 1641 nucleotides long. RefSeq names its product dynein axonemal assembly factor 10 (gene dnaaf10). Gene Ontology annotation, cellular component: dynein axonemal particle. NCBI's taxonomy places the organism in Eukaryota, Metazoa, Chordata, Actinopteri, Cypriniformes, Danionidae. The record is from RefSeq and is marked provisional.
AGUUUCAUAUUGAGCACAGAUCAUGUCAGCAGCUCUCGAGAAGCCGCAGAUCAUCGCGCACAUCCAGAAGAGCUUGAACUACACGGUGUUCGAGAGCAAAUGGAUUCCGUGCAGCGCCAAGUUUGUUUGUAUGGGAAACUUCGCGAGAGGAACCGGAGUGAUGCAGAUCUACGAGAUCCAGCACGGGGAGCUGCAGCUGGUCAGAGAGAUAGAAAAAUCCAAGCCAAUCAAGUGUGGGACGUUUGGAGCCACGUCUCUCCAGCAGAGGCAUCUGGCCACCGGAGACUUUGACGGAAAUCUUAACGUUUGGAAUCUGGAAGUGCCCGACAGCCCGGUGUACUCAGUUAAAGCACACAAGGAGAUCAUAAACGCCAUUGACGGAGUGGGAGGACUGGGCAUCGGGGACGGGGCUCCAGAGAUCGUCACUGGAAGUAGAGACGGCACAGUGAAGGUGUGGGACUCCCGGCAGAAAGACACGCCGGUGGUCAACAUGGAGCCCACAGAGGGAGAAACCAAGAGGGACUGCUGGACGGUCGCUUUCGGUCAUGCUUUCAAUGAUCAAGACCGCUGUGUGUGCGCUGGAUAUGAUAACGGCGACAUCAAGCUGUUCGAUCUUAGAAACAUGUCUUUACGAUGGGAGAAGAACAUCAGAAAUGGGGUGUGCUCUGUUGAAUUCGACAGAAAAGACAUCAACAUGAACAAACUAGUGGCCACAUCUUUAGAAGGCAAGUUUCACGUGUUCGACAUGAGGACGCAGCACCCCAGCAAAGGCUUCGCUUCAGUCUCCGAGAAGGCUCACAAAUCCACAAUAUGGCAAGUGAGGCACUUACCUCAAAAUCGUGACGUCUUCAUGACAGCCGGAGGAGCGGGAAACCUGCAUUUAUGGAAAUAUGAGUAUCCGGCCCAGAGGAGUAAGAAGGGAGCAGAUGAUGUGGAGAUGGGGGUCGCUGGAUCUGUCAAUCUCCUCCAGAACGUGACUCUGUCCACACAACCCAUCUCCAGUCUAGACUGGAGCCCGGAUAAACAGGGUCUCUGCGUCUGCUCCUCAUUCGACCAGUCUGUACGAGUGCUCAUAGUCACCAAACUCAACACUGUCUGAGCCAACAGUACAUCACUUUUAUUCUCCAACAGACUGGAAUAUCUGAUGACUGUUUACAUGAACGUGUGUGUCUUAAAGGGACAGUUCACCCCAAAAUAUAAUGUACUCACUAUUUAUUCUUCCUUGUGUGGUUUUCAAACUUUUAUUAUCUUUUAUCGGAAACAAAAGAAGAUAUUUCCAUUAAUGUUGGAAACCUGUAACCAUUGACUUCCAUAGUAGGAAUAACAAGUACUAUGGAAGUCAAUGUUUUUCAGAAUAUCUUCCCUUGUGUUUAAUAAGUUAAUAAGCUCAAAGGUUUGAAACAAGGAUGACAAUUUUAAUUUUGGGGUGAACUAUCCCUUAAGUAAAUCUGCAAUUGUAUUCGAGUUGAUUAGUUUUUUUACAGACAAGUGUUAUGAUGCUUUAUAACACUGGAUGUAGUUGUGACUUUGCUUUGCUAGCACUGGUGAAAUGGGUUCUUAUGCCCAAAGUGAAGGCCUUCAGUGCUAUGGUGAAGUUAUUAUUGAUCUUUAAUAAUAAAAUCAAAACAUGAAUUUCUAUUA